UUCCAACCGUUCUGUUGGCCUUGGGACUGUCGAGCGCGCUAAGUUAGCAGGCUAAGUAGCUCAAAUCAGAAUCUGUGUUAGCCGAUCCUCCUUUUGCCGAUUGCGUCGUUGCGAGAAAGCUUAUUUUCUUUAAAUUCGUCGCUGCGAUGGGCGUCGACAGCGGGAAGAACGGGCUUGCGACGUAUUACCGAGGAGCCAUCGAGCAGAUCGACGUCAACCUUAGAGAGAAGACGAAGAAUCUCCGUCGGCUCGAGGCUCAGAGAAAUGAGCUGAACGCUAAAGUGCGUGCUCUCAAGGAGGAGCUGCAGCUGCUGCAGGAGCCUGGCUCUUAUGUGGGCGAGGUGGUCAAAGUGAUGGGAAAGACCAAGGUGCUCGUCAAGGUUCACCCAGAGGGCAAGUAUGUCGUUGACGUGGACAAGGGCAUCGACGUCACGAAGCUGACCCCCAGCACGCGCGUGGCUCUGAGGAACGACAGCUACGUGCUGCACCUGGUGCUGCCCAGCAAGGUGGACCCGCUGGUGUCGCUCAUGCGUGUGGAAAAGGUGCCUGACUCCACCUACGACAUGAUCGGCGGGCUGGACCAGCAGAUCAAGGAGAUCAAGGAGGUGAUUGAGCUGCCCAUCAAGCAUCCGGAGCUGUUUGAGAGCCUCGGAAUUGCCCAGCCAAAGGGAGUGCUGCUCUAUGGCCCCCCUGGUACUGGCAAGACCCUUCUGGCGCGAGCGGUGGCGCACCACACGGACUGCACCUUCAUCCGAGUGUCCGGCUCGGAGCUCGUGCAGAAGUACAUUGGAGAGGGCUCUCGCAUGGUGCGAGAGCUCUUCGUCAUGGCCAGGGAGCAUGCCCCGUCGAUCAUCUUCAUGGACGAGAUUGACAGCAUCGGGUCGGCCCGCAUGGAGUCGGGCAGCGGCAACGGGGACAGUGAGGUGCAGCGCACCAUGCUCGAGCUGCUCAACCAGCUUGACGGGUUUGAGGCGUCCAAUCAGAUCAAGGUGCUGAUGGCGACCAACCGUAUUGACAUUCUGGACCCAGCUCUUCUCAGGCCUGGCCGCAUCGACCGCAAAAUUGAGUUCCCCAACCCAAGCGAAGAGUCUCGUGUGGACAUUCUCAAGAUCCACUCGCGCAAGAUGAACUUGAUGAGGGGCAUCGACCUUGCCAAGAUAGCUGGGAAGAUGAAUGGAGCAAGUGGUGCUGAGCUCAAGGCUGUUUGCACAGAAGCUGGCAUGUUUGCCCUGCGGGAACGAAGGGUCCAUGUGACACAGGAGGAUUUCGAGAUGGCAGUUGGGAAGGUCAUGAAGAAGGAUUCGGAGCAGAACAUGUCUCUGAAGAAGUUGUGGCGUUAAUCUGGAUUGUGAAGCGUUCUAUUGUACAUUGCUAAUCAGUUAACUCCCUCAGGAUGAGUAAUUAGCUUCAACAAUUAGCUGUGACGUUAUUCUGAGAUGUCUCUACAGUGUAUAGGCUGACCCCACGGUAACUUCUCUCACAGUUACAGAGUUCCCGUUUUCGCGCAAAUCUCCUGCCAGCAAGAUCUGUCACUGAUUUUGACGUGGCACCAUCGCAGACCCCAAGAGCCUCGACUCACUGGCGAAGGAUACGUGGACCUUUCGCAUCCAGUCCAGGGAGCCCCCCCUUUUUGGUUGGACCUUG
Messenger RNA from Closterium sp. NIES-67, 1644 nucleotides. Lineage: Eukaryota; Viridiplantae; Streptophyta; Zygnematophyceae; Desmidiales; Closteriaceae. The record is from the annotation of a GenBank genome assembly.